This is a messenger RNA of Mycena citricolor, 1673 nucleotides long. NCBI's taxonomy places the organism in Eukaryota, Fungi, Basidiomycota, Agaricomycetes, Agaricales, Mycenaceae. The record is from the annotation of a GenBank genome assembly.
AUGAUUCCGUCUAUGCUCUCAACUCUACUUCUCUUCGCGCUUGGCGCCUCUGGUGCCCCGUCAGUCAAGCUAGGAAAAACGACGGUCAUCGGAACGACCCUGCCGACUUUUGGACAAGAGCUCUUCGCAGGUAUCCCGUAUGCCGAACCGCCCAUCGGAGAGCUUCGGUUCAAGCCGACGGUUCUGACAACAUCCUUGAACGGCUCCUCGUUCAAUGCUACUCAAUUCGGGCCAGCAUGCCUCCAACCGCUGGCAGGCGGCACUGCGCAUAGUCUUCCCGUCGGCAGCGCAAUUUCGGAGGACUGUUUGACCAUCAACAUUGUUCGUCCCAUCGGGGUCAAUUCAACCUCAAAGCUCCCUGUGAUGUUUUGGACAUACGGUGGCGGAUUUUUCGUGGGCUCCUCUGUGGUUUAUAACGCCAGUGCGCUUGUUGCUCGUAGUGUGGAAAGGGGAACUCCCAUCAUCCUCGUCAAUUUCAACUACCGACUCGGGCCUCUCGGGUUCCCUCAAGGGACAGAAGCUCUGAAUGAAGGCUCUCUGAACCUCGCGCUCAGAGAUCAACUUGCUGCUCUCGAAUGGGUACAGAAGAACAUCGGCAAGUUCGGCGGUGAUAAGCGCAAGGUCCUGGCGUUUGGUCAGAGUGCCGGAAGCAUGAUCACUUCGAUGCAGUUCUUGAACCCCCGCAUGGAGAAACUCGUUCGGGCAGCGAUUUUCGAAUCCGGAGCUCAGUCGUCAGGCGGAGGGUUGUUCGAGCCCGCUCGACGAGAAAGUGUCUGGAGCCUCUUCGUAGGGGCCGUCCCUUCUUGUGCUUCUCUCGCCGGCACGAAUUCGACGUUUUCGUGUCUCCGGAACGCCAACACAACGGAAAUGCUGAAUGCCUUCCUCUACACUAUGUCCCAUGCGAGCGAGCCCUUCCCCUGGGACCCGGCAAUCGACGGUCCAGGCGGUCUCGUCCCCGAGCUUCCUUCGAAGCUUUUGCUGAAAGGGAAAUUUGCCAAGAUUCCUUUCAUCGCUGGGUCAAACAUGGACGAGGGGACGUUGUUCACUUCCACGACGAUGAAUUCCUCCGCCGAGAUUAACGCUACCAUAACCGCGGGGCGCUCUCCUGCGGCUUCUCCUGCAGAGCUUCAAGCUACGAUCGCGAGAAUGCUCGAACUCUAUCCAGAUGAUCCUUCGCUCGAAUCGCCGUUCGGAACUGGGAACGAGACCUUCGGCUUGAGUAGCCAGUACAAGCGCUAUGCAUCGAUCGAUGGAGAUGUAGAUUUCCACUCUCAGCGACGGUUCUGGAUCAAUGCCGCAGCCAAUGCGAGUGUGCCCACCUACGGCUACCUCUUCACCCAGCCGCAGCCGCAACUUGCUCCACGACUCGGUAUCGAUCACGGAGCUGAGGUCAACUACGUCUUGGGCGGGCUGAACGAUACAACGCCCUCGGCGGUGCAGCUCAGCCGUGUCAUGAUGGACUACUGGAUCUCUUUCGCCACGAGUCUGACACCGAACGAUGGGAUUGGCUCCCAGCGUCCUGAAUGGACACAAUUCACCCCCUCAGCGAAGAAUCUCAUCCAACUCAACGGGAACAACCUGACCAUGAUCCCCGAUACUUAUCGCGAGGAGCAAAUUGGUUUCAUCAACUCGAACCCGGAAAUUUGGCAUCAUUAAGAUUAUUUCUUUUCCGU